Messenger RNA from Saccostrea cuccullata (small rock oyster), 2487 nucleotides. RefSeq lists its product as uncharacterized. The record is from RefSeq and is a predicted model, not a curated record. Lineage: Eukaryota; Metazoa; Mollusca; Bivalvia; Ostreida; Ostreidae. The transcript is spliced from 19 exons. Gene Ontology annotation, biological process: early endosome to late endosome transport. The coding region runs from base 58 to 1623 and encodes 521 amino acids. Gene Ontology annotation, cellular component: plasma membrane; late endosome; early endosome. Gene Ontology annotation, molecular function: guanyl-nucleotide exchange factor activity; SNARE binding.
CCGAGAUAAUCCGAAAGAAUUCACAAAAUCCAGAAAAUGACUGUCACAUGAAGAAAGAUGACAGACGUCGAUGAGCUUGACGUAAACCCUCUCUUCAGGGCUUUACAGAAAAAGUACCAAGAUUUAUAUGAUAUAGCUCAGGAUAAUUGUUAUAUUGUCUGCAUACCACAAACCUCAUCUUUGGUAAAUGUUACAGUUACAAGGAAACUUAUUGCAACACAUAUACUAAAGCCUUCACCUUACUUCAAAAGUCAGUACCAGACACUGGAUUCUCCAGAUAAAGUUGUACAGUUAGAAGUCAAUGGGAAGGAGUUUCGAACUGUUGAAGGGUUCUCAGAUGACCACUCGGUGAAGAUUUUAAAUGAAGAACUGGGGUAUAAUAAGGAUUAUAAAGCAUACAAAAUCCUGAUUUUAGAAUGUCCUUUGGAUCCAUCUUUAAAGGUUUAUAAAACUGAAAGUAAGCUGCAGGCAGCAACAGAUGGCAUACCUGGAUACUCCACAUACACAGAAUCCUGUAAUUUCUUAAUAUCUCAUGCUGAGUACAGAAUGGUUUUGCGUCAGUUGGACGAGAGUUUGAAGCAGUUUAAUGCUAACUACAUGAUACUUAAAGACUACCUCUUAGAAGCACAAAACAAGCUCAAGUCCCUGUGUCAACAAGUAGCCAGGGAUUGUCUAAAAUGUUCAAAGUUUGAAAAAGAGCAGGAUCCAAAAUUCAGAGAAACCAUAGAUUUUUGUGUUGAAAGCUAUGUAAUGGGAGCAGUCCACAAAAAGGUGUUUUCUGUCAUCAAGGAAACACAUGAGGAGGAGGAUAGAUUACUUUUUGCAAAAUGUAAACAACUGCGCAAUGUAACAGCGGAACAGCUAGGGGUUAAUAAGAAAAUCGCUUGUCCUCUUCCACAAGCUGUUGUAGAAUUGGCAAAUCUGGAUGGCCUAAGGACUCCUCUAGAGAAAUUAUUCUGCUUGAAAUCGACAGUGGACAAUGCCAGUCAGACUAUACAGAGUUAUUUAGAAGAGAAUCGUGUACCCCCAGUGUCUGUCGCAGUGGAAGAUAGCUACUGUCUGACAUCUGAUGAUCUCAUCCCUAUCUUAGUGACUGUGAUAGCUCAGGCUCAGUGUCGACAUUUUGCCAGUAACAUUAGCUAUAUAGAGUCAUUCCACUGGGCCUCAGAGGCCAAUGACAGAGGCAACCUUAGCUACUGUUUGGUGACGUUUAAGGCAGCUGUGGAAUAUAUGAAGAACACGUCCUUUGAUGAGUUGGAGAGGAGACCCAGCCUGAAGAGAGAGAUAAGCCUGGAGGAGUUGAGGAGAGUGACCACCGGUUCGUUUUCCGGAGACCCUGACUGUGCUGUAAGCAGCGCCAGCCUGAGACAGUCUGGUGUCAACCAUUACGACCGGCAACUGGAGAGAAUCUCACAGAUGUUGAACGAAUCCCACGAAGAGCUCAGGAAGUCAGAGAAAACCAACACGUAUCUAAAGCAAAGUAUUUUUGGAGAGAGUUAUCAAAGAUCCCUGAAACCAGUUGACGAUAGGAAAAGAAAUGGAAAAGGAAAAGAAGAACUGGGGGAUUUUAUCACCUCUCUACAGAACGACAUGUUUGGAAUGAGUUUUGGCAAGCAGAGUUGAUGUCUGUUUCCACAGAGAACUGAUGUUAGUCUGUGAUACUGACCAUUGAUAUUUUAUAAUUCAUUUGUAAAAAAUAAAAAACUAAUGAUUAACAGAUUCAUUAACAGCAAUCGUCUACUUCAUCAAGCUUUGUAACAAUUAUCUUAUUUUUAGCAAUUCCAUAAGAUAGCAAAGACCAAUAUUCUGUUAAUUUUCUCCAUAAAUAUUUGAGAUUUUAUUAUCUUUUAUGAAGAGCACUCAUUUUGCUAUGUUAUAUAUAUAGACCUGUUUUCUUAUGUUUUUGUCCAGUCAAUACAUGCAUAUAAUUAUGAUAAAAUUAGUCUAAUUAUUUAAUUAUUUAUUAAUGUGAAGUAUUGUCUUAUUUAUAUUUAAUAUUGUGAGUCCAUUGUUUGUUAUACUUCCAGCAAAUUUUUAUUCAGGUAAAACUAUUCAUUCUUUUGAUUACUGCUGUAAUAGACAGUGUUUAUAUCACUGGGAAUAUUUCUUUCUUCAGACAUAUCACCAACUUCAGGUAUAAUUUCAUGUUGCCUGAGUUAUAUUGUGACCUAUUGCUAUCUGUCAAUCAUACUUCUACCAAGAAGCCAUAUGAUACUCAAGUGACUAUCAAGAUUUUAUUGUUUCAUACUUUUGUAUAGCAUUAAGUUAAUUUGUUUUGUUUUGUUGUUGUUGACUUAUUUAUUGCAUAUGAUAUACACUCGUUCUUUUAAUUAAUCAUAUUUGUUCUUAUAUUCUAUUUAAGUAUAAUGGAAAAUAUUUUGUUGACUAAUUUAUUGCAUAUAUUAUGCAGCAUCCUUCAUAAUGUUAUACAUUGUUGACCAGUACAUGUAUUCUAUUCAGAUAAAAGUAGAAUUUACCUCAAAUUGU